CGUCAAUCAACUUCUAAUUGUAACGGCUUGCCGAGCAGCCCCGGAAAAUCAAACCCAUUAGUUAGGUUUUUUCACCCUAUUAAUAUUCCGCGUGUAAGGCACGCGCCGCUUGAAACGAGCAUAAAUAAAGGCGGAUGCUCUAGGCACAUCGGAUCGCGGCUCGUAAAUUUGCCGAGUGCUGACCCGUUGGCCAUUAUCUUUGCACUCUCCGCACGCCUUCCACAAACAUCUCUUGUACGUUAUUUACGACAUUACCCCCGAGCAGUACAGGGGCCGCAAAGCUCUCAUAUUUCAGAUCUCACGAGCACCGGUGUCGCACGCUUUGGCUGGGGAAUGCAUGCAAACAACAAUUCACAAGCCCUGAGCUCGCAGCAAUACGGGCGUGGUGGUGUCGGCCAUUGAGAAGUGCGAGCACAUGGAGGCGCUCAGCCUGGAGGGCAACACCAUUGGGGUGGAGGCCGCCAAAGCCAUCGCCACGGCGCUCGCCGAGAAGCCCCACUUCCAGAGGGCUCUUUGGAGCGACAUGUUCACGGGAAGACUUCGCACAGAAAUCCCGCCAGCGUUGACGGCGCUGGGCAACGCGAUGGUGACGUCGGGCGCACGGCUCGUGGAGUUGGACCUGAGCGACAACGCGUUUGGGCCGGACGGGGUGCGUGCCUGCGACACUCUCCUGCGCAGCCGCGCCUGCUUCUCCCUUCGCACGCUGCGACUCAACAACUGCGGCAUGGGCAUCGGCGGCGGCAAGAUUUUGGCGGAGGCGCUGAGCGAGUGUCACCGCGCCUCGGCGUCCGAGGGGAAGCCGCUGGCACUGCGCGUGUUCGUGGCUGGGCGCAACCGCCUGGAGAACGACGGCGCGUCCGCCCUGGCCAAGGCCUUCAUGGCGAUGGGUUCCCUAGAGGAGGUGCACGUCCCCCAAAACGGCAUCAACCACGCAGGCAUCACCGCCCUGGCCAAAGCCUUCGCCAAAAACCCCGAGCUCCGUGUUCUCAACCUCAACGACAACACCUUCACAGAGAGGGGGGCCCUCUCCAUGGCAGAGGCUCUUAAAGUUCUGAAGAAGGUGGAGGUGAUCAACUUUGGGGACUGCCUUGUGCGCUCGGUCGGGGCCAAAGCCAUAGCGGUGGCUCUCAAGGAUGGCCUGCCUCACAUCAAGGAGCUGAACCUGGCGUUUGGAGAGAUCAACAUGGACGCAGCCAUGCAAGUGGCCGAGGCGCUCGAGACAAAGUCGUUCUUCAAGACGCUGGAUCUGAACGGAAACUGCAUUGGCGAAGAGGGCUGCGAGCUACUGCGAGGGACGUUGGAGACGAUCAACAAGGAGCACGUGCUGGGCACGCUCUCGGAUGACGAAGGCUCGGAGGGGGACGAAGAUGGCGAGGACGACAACGAAGACGAGGAGGAGGAUGAUGGCAGUGAGGAGGAGGAGGAGGAAGAAGGGGAGGGUGAGGAGGAUGAGGAGGAGGUGGCGGGGGAGGAGAACGGCGAGGCCGUGGAGGAGUCUCGAGAUGGGGAGCUGCAGGUUCGCGGCGUGGCCCUGACGCCCAAGGUGGCAGCCCGACCCGACGCCUCGGCCUUCCUGACGUUCCCCUCCCCGGAGAAGCUCGUGAGCCUGGGGCCCCAGCGCUCGGCGCUGCUGCUGCAGUCGGUGGAGGGUCGCGCUGCUCUUUCGCAGGAGGACGUCCACAACCCGGACAAGGUGGUGGAGACGUUCCUCAAGCUGUCCAGCGUCUACAAACCCGAGACGGUGGUGCAGUGCGCCGUCUUCGAGAGCGCCGAUGCCCUGCUGCAAAAGGCCUUUCAAAUGGCGAACUUCCAGCAAGCCUUCAUAUCGUCGCUGCUGAUCCACCUGGGCCUGAUUAAGAGCGAGGAGAAAGUGAAGCCCGUUUCGAAUCUCCAAGGGCCGCUGGCGACGCUGGAGCACGUGGUCAAGCAGCAGUACUUCCCGCGCUCGCUGCUGCCCAUCCUCAUCGUGUUCAUGUCAAAGACAAACAAAAUCCUGGAGCAGUGCGAGCCAGCGCGCAACUCUCUGCUGCAAACGCUGUCCAGCAUCUGACCGCGAUUUUGCUGCGCUGUGGUCGCGUACGUGGCACAAAGGCGGUGGGAUCGCGGGUCGCCGGCAACGUCUUUGUCGCGGUGCCGCAAAAUCACUGCAUUAGUGGUCGACGCGUCACUCAAGUGCCGACUUUGCACGCCAACAGCUCGUAAGAGUCGCAAGAAACUAAAGAACGUGCCGAUUGCGCUGCCCAGUAAAUUCCAGCCGUCCGGGCAAAGUAUCCACAACACCACCCACCUUGUUUCCAACGGAAGCAAUCGUUUUCUGCAAUCACGAUUACGCUAGGGGUGUAACGAUGCGUUCAUUUUGAAAAUGACGACGCACGCCCUAAUCACAAAAAAAUAGUUAACUUGGCGCUCAAUGUAACGAAAUGUCUCGGGAGCACAAUUUUUACCUGAGGGGGGGGGGGACCCCUUAAUGGCAGCUGAUACACAGGUCACAAAUCUGAGUUGUGACGAUUUAUCAAAUCGCAUUGGGGAUUGGGUGGUCAUGCAGAAGGGUGAAUUGCUACACUCCUAAAUAACCCCAGUUCACUUCCAAACCCCCCUACAUUUAACUUAGGCAACCUGAAGUGUUAAAUCGUUAAAAGCAGCUUUGAAUUAUGUUCAUUACGGACGAUUGACUGGCACGCGUCUCGCACGAAUUAAAUCAAACAUUUUGAAGUCGUCGUAACAAGCACGCAUUGCAAGUUACAUUGUGCAGGGCACAUGCAUUCCCAGUAAACACAUUGCUACCAGUGGCUACAAGCCCUGUAAUACGAGCAGACUAAUGCAAGAUUUAUUUUUUUGACUUUGGAUAUGGGACUGAGUCCCAUCGAAUUGCCAUCGGCAAUUACCGUCUCUUGUGCCUGAUGGCGAUUGUACUUCAGUUUGCCUGUAGUCAUUGAUUUUUGGAGUGGCCUCAGGUAAAUGACUCAAUUAAACAAUCAAUUUUCAGCGCUCCAGUGGGUGUUUAGGCUUAACUCAUUUAGUUUCAAAUCUGGCUUCUGUCAGGCAGUGGUGUACAUAGAUGUAUAUGCAUACCGAAAACAUUAGCAAGAGCAGCAGAAAUAUUUUUAAUACAAAAUUAUCCCAAGAAGUGAGAUGCCAAUGGUAUACAUUGAAAUGUAACGCUGCUGUUGUGAUCUGUAACUUGCCUUUACACCGGUGAAUAAAAUGGCAGCAGAACUUU
This is a messenger RNA of Lethenteron reissneri (Far Eastern brook lamprey), 3220 nucleotides long. RefSeq names its product Ran GTPase activating protein 1 (gene RANGAP1). Lineage: Eukaryota; Metazoa; Chordata; Hyperoartia; Petromyzontiformes; Petromyzontidae. Gene Ontology annotation, molecular function: small GTPase binding; GTPase activator activity. Gene Ontology annotation, biological process: signal transduction; nucleocytoplasmic transport; activation of GTPase activity. The record is from RefSeq and is a predicted model, not a curated record. Gene Ontology annotation, cellular component: nucleus; perinuclear region of cytoplasm; cytosol.